CAUGUACUAGAUAAGUUAGUAAUGAAUUCUAAUAAAAAAUGUGAAUUGCCAGAGUUUUUUUAAUUUUCCCAAAUAUGUUAAUUUAGGACUAAUGAUGUUUUUCCGAGAAACGCCUCAAUUGGAUUUGGGACAUUUAACUCUGACAGAAAAACAGGCAAUAGUUAAUAUGUACAAGCAAAGCUUAAUAGAUCAAUCCACUUUGAGAAUGUUUGCUGUUGUUGACAACAUAUCGGUUGCAAUAGGUGUCGCUAAAUCCACUGUUUAUCGUACAUUGAAAGAAUAUAAAUGUACUGGAACCGUUAUCGAUUCACCCCAUCGUGGAGGGCGACCUAAGAUAAUAGCAAAUUUUGAUGAACACACGAAGAACCUUGUACGAAAAAUAGUACAUGGUUUUUUCAUUAAAAAUGAACUUCUUACUCUGGAUAAAAUUGCUAACAAAUUGAGAAAUGAACCAGAUUUACCACAGAUAUCUCGAUCAUCAUUAUAUACAUUUUUGAAGGAAAUUAACUUCAGAUAUGUGCAACGAAAUCGUAAGAGUAUCCUAAUCGAACGUGACGACAUUGUUAGAUGGAGGCUACGAUAUUUAAAUUCUAUUAAAGAGUUUAGAAAAGAAGGUAGACCUAUUUACUAUGUCGAUGAGACAUGGGUUAAUGAGGGUCACACGAAAGAGAAAGUGUGGGUUGAUAACAGUAUAACAAACAGGCGUGAUGCUUUUAUCCAAGGUUUAUCCACAGGGUUAAAAAACCCUUCUGGAAAAGGAAAACGUUUGAUAGUGCUGCAUGCUGGCUCGGAAAAUGGAAUUAUUAUUUGAAGGCAAAAAAAGUGGAGAUUAUUAUCACGAAGAAAUGAAUGCUAACGUAUUUGAAAACUGGUUUUCAGAAUUUUUAAAGAAACUGCCUGACAAUUCUGCCAUAAUAAUGGAUAACGCGUCAUAUCACAGUCGUAAAGUUGAGAAAGUACCAACACAGUCAUCAAAGAAACUUGAUAUGCAGGCAUGGUUGCGAUCAAAAAAUAUUAAGUUCGAAGAAGGUAUGGUACGAUGUCAACUGUUGAAUAUAAUACGUCAACACAAGGAACGUUAUAAUUUAUAUGUAACAGACGAAAUGGCAAAAAAAGAAAAUAAAAUUGUCUUAAGAUUACCACCAUAUCAUUGCGAAUUG
This is a messenger RNA of Onthophagus taurus, 1160 nucleotides long. RefSeq lists its product as uncharacterized. Lineage: Eukaryota; Metazoa; Arthropoda; Insecta; Coleoptera; Scarabaeidae. The record is from RefSeq and is a predicted model, not a curated record.